GUUCUGAAACGCGUAACAUUUCACUUGUAUAUUUUGUGAAUAACGAACGAUCGGAUAGUGGUCGGUCGGUAUAUUUAUUUGUUUGUCUGCUCGGUUCAAUCAGUUCGUCGCGCUCGAGCUUAGAGUGGUUUUUCCUGAAAAUCUAAACAGCAUUUUGGGAUAUUUUCAGUUUAUGCAACACUGCGUGGCUGCGUGUCCACCAGUGAUAAAGUUUCGAAAGUGCAUUGCCCAUAACAAAAAUAAGAAAAAACAAAAAAUCCACACACAUUCCCACUUAUAAUUUGAUAUUACCCAGACUAGAUCGGGACACAGACAGAGACAGAGAUUAGAGUCGCGGAUUUACAAGAGAUAAACCAAAAAAUAAUAAAAAAAAACCAGUAGAAAACGUAUAAUUUGGCAACAUAACAGAUAUUUUUCUCUGUUUCUGUUUACGCCGAAAUCCAAUUUGCAUCAUAUCUGUGGGCGUGAGAAAACAAAAAAUUUCACGCUAUGGAUGACCCCAAGUUAAUGAACAUUAUGAACGGAAUCAAAUCGUUUGAGGAUCAUUGUCAGCAUAUUAACAGCGGACAGGAUGAGUCGCCCAUGCAAAUGUUCUACAAGGAUAAGGGUGUUUUUCUCACUGGCGGCACAGGAUUCUUUGGUAAAAUUAUCAUUGAGAAAUUGUUGCGCGUCACAGAGGUGGGACAAAUCUAUUUGCUAAUACGCACCAAGAAGGGCAAGGAUGCGUUUGCUCGAAUCGAGGAUCUGUUCAAUGAUCCGGUAUUUGAUAAAAUGAAACAAUUGAAUCCGAAAUACCGCUGCCAAAUCACAAUCAUAAGUGGCGAUUGCUCAUUGCCUGGAUUGGGCAUAACCCCAGACGAACGUGAGACCAUCAAGGAGAAUGUGAACAUUGUUCUACACAGUGCGGCCACAGUGAGAUUUGAUGAGAAAUUGAAGAUGGCCAUUGCCAUCAAUGUCCAUGGCACUAAGGAGAUUAUUAAGCUGGCCAAAGAGAUUGCCAACUUAAAGGCUCUGGUACAUGUGUCCACAGCUUUUGCCCAUUGCAACAAGCGAUACAUUCAGGAGAAAUUCUACACUGGCACAAUUACAGGUGAAAAUGCCUUUAAGCUCAGCGAAUGCCUCGAUGAGCACACCUUAAAUACUCUGACGCCUACAAUAAUUAAUGGUUAUCCGAAUACAUAUACAUUCACCAAAGUACUGGCCGAGAAUAUUGUGCAACAGGAUGCACAGAAUUUACCAGUGACCAUCUUUCGUCCAGGCAUAGUUAUAACAACAUAUCGUGAGCCCAUCAGUGGCUGGAUUGAUAAUAUGUAUGGUCCUUGUGGUGUUAUUGUGGGCAUCGGCUCUGGUGUCCUGCGUGUUUUUACCGGCGACAUGGACAACAAGGCUCACAUUGUUCCCGUCGAUAUGUGUGUGAAUGCUCUAUUGGCCAGUGCCUGGGAUAUAGCGCGAAAUAAAUAUGAGACACCACCCAUAUAUAAUUAUGUACCAGAUGCUGAUAAUAUGGUGAGCUGGCGUCGCUAUAUGGAAGAGGGUUUUGAAUACGGUUGCGUUAUACCAAUGCGAAAAUCCAUCUGGUAUCCACGAUUCACAAUUGUGCCGCACAUGUGGCAAUAUCAUAUUUUGUGCUUCUUGUAUCAUACAUUGCCUGCCCUGUUUAUGGAUGCCAUUAUGAUUGUAAUUGGCAAGAAACCGAGAAUGAUGAAGAUCUAUAGAAAAAUACAUAAAUUGAGCAAUGUCCUUAAGUACUUCAGUUCGAAUGAGUUUCGCUUUGACAACGACAAUGUGCGCAGUCUAUCCGAGAAGCUAGAUGAUAGGGAUAAACGUUUAUUUGCCUUUGAUAUGCGUAAUUUGGAUUGGAAUAAUCUAUUCCGUGUCAGUUUAUAUGGUUUGCGUUUGUAUGUUGUUAAGGAUGAUCCCAGCAAUAUACCCGAAUCGAUAAAACGCUAUGAAAGAUUGAAGGUGCUGCAUUAUACCACAUUAGCCAUUGUCUAUUCUUUAGCACUCUGGGCUCUCUAUGCUCUGUUGAAGUUUAUAUUCUGAUAAAUACUUAUCAAUAUGUAUAUCUAUCUGUCUAUGUCUGUCUAAACUAUAUUUCAUACUUACACCAGGGCACAUUUUUCUUUAUAACACUUUCAGAAAUAUUUCUCCAUAGGUUUAGCCAUAAAUGUACAAUAUAUAUAGAAUUAAAUAUAUAUAUGCCCUUUAG
Messenger RNA from Drosophila willistoni, 2209 nucleotides. RefSeq names its product fatty acyl-CoA reductase wat. Gene Ontology annotation, biological process: long-chain fatty-acyl-CoA metabolic process. The coding region runs from base 490 to 2043 and encodes 517 amino acids. The record is from RefSeq and is a predicted model, not a curated record. Gene Ontology annotation, molecular function: alcohol-forming very long-chain fatty acyl-CoA reductase (NADP+) activity. NCBI's taxonomy places the organism in Eukaryota, Metazoa, Arthropoda, Insecta, Diptera, Drosophilidae. The transcript has 10 exons. Gene Ontology annotation, cellular component: peroxisome.